This is a messenger RNA of Panicum hallii, 1449 nucleotides long. RefSeq lists its product as uncharacterized. Lineage: Eukaryota; Viridiplantae; Streptophyta; Magnoliopsida; Poales; Poaceae. Gene Ontology annotation, biological process: protein transport. The record is from RefSeq and is a predicted model, not a curated record.
CUCGGAUCCUUCGCCUUAAUUGCUCGCGUCGCGCGCAGCUUCCCUUCCACGCCUUCCACACCGCGCGCGCCUCACCCGACGGGGGUAUAAAACACCAGCGUGAAACCGCCUUGGCCUUCGCAGACACACCAGGCCGGACUCGAUCGGCGGCAGAUAAGCCAGGGGCGGUUGCUCUAGCUCGGCGCUCGGCGAUGGGGAGGCGGCUGGACGUGCUGCUGGGGCGGACGACGAAGCAGACGGCGCGGCUGCGGUCGCUGCUGGGGCUGGCGGUGACGCGCCGGGUGGUGCGGGGCCACCGCCAGGUGCGGUGCGCGCAGGCGCGCGGGGACGUAGAGCAGCUGCUCCGCCUGGGGCGCCCCGACCGCGCGCUGGCGCGCGCCGAGCACGCCGUCCGGGAGCAGGACGCGCUCGACGCGCUCGCCGACCUCGAGGCCUACUGCGGCCUCAUCGCCGAGCGGGCGGCGCUCGUCGAUGAGCACAGGGAGUGCCCCGAUGAGCUGCGGGAGGCGGCGGCGGGGCUCGUGUACGCCGCCGCGAGGUGCGGGGACCUGCCGGAGCUGCAGGAGGUCAGGAGCAUCCUCGCCGCCAAGUUCGGCAGGGAGUUCGUCUCCGCCGCCUCCGAGCUCCGCAGCGGCUGCGGGGUCAACCCCAAGAUCGUGCAGAAGCUGUCGACCAAGCAGCCGAGCCUCGAGAGACGCCAGAUGCUGCUCCAGGAGAUCGCUGCGGAGAAAGGGAUCGCCGUGAGCGUCUACGAGCCUCCCUGCCAGGGCUCCGGACGCUCCAACGACAACCACAGGAAGACGAAGCAGGACGAAGAGAUGAUCAGGACGCCACCAGUUGAUGACCUGGACGAAGACGUCUCCGGCGACUCGGCGCAGAGGUACAAGGACGUGGAGGCGGCGGCGCAGGCCGCGUUCAAGUCUGCCGCCUCGGCCGCAGCCGCCGCGAAGGCAGCAAUGGAGCUCUCGCGUGGGGAGGCCAGGGGGCCCGGCGACGGGAGGAAGACAGGAACGGCGCUGAUGGAUCAUGAGAGCAAGAAAGGGGACGAUUCGGUUGAUGGAAAGAAAUUUGAGAAGAUUGGACAUGCCCGGAAUUACAGUUCAGAGAUUGAGAUCCUGCCGGAUGACGAGGCAAACCAUGGCAACACUGCAGCCAACGAACUGAAGCACCAUGAGCAGAGGGAGCCUGCCAGGGGCAAGCCACAAUCGGUCAGAACAAAGUGGGGAUUUUAGCUGCAACCAAAUGGCAACAGAGGAAAUGGUUUCGUGAUCUCAAUAUAUUUAGUUGAAUUUUCGCUAUAUGCCUGUAGUUAGAUCCUAUGGCAUAUGCUCAUGCCAUAUGUGCAAUGUAAAUGAUAAAAAGAGAACAAAAAAGAACGAGAAAUUUGAUUCGUUGCCAGGUUGUAAGCAGGGUGCAAAAUCAUCAUAUAUUGCUGAAUGCAUUGUUUUA